AAUUCAGAAUAUGCCCAAGUUACAAAAAUGCUAGGCAAUGGUAGAUUGGAAGCUACCUGCUUUGAUGGUAGCAAGCGUUUAUGCCACAUCAGGGGAAAGCUCCGAAAAAAAGUUUGGAUUAAUGGAGGAGAUAUUAUUUUGGUUGGGCUUCGAGAUUACCAGGACAACAAGGCCGAUGUCAUUCUCAAAUACACACCAGAUGAAGCUAGGAAUUUAAAAGCAUAUGGAGAACUGCCUGAAUCAGCCAAGAUAAAUGAAACCGAUGCUGGUGACGACAUGGAUGACAACGUACUCUUUGAUGAUUGUGACGUCGACGAUGAUGACAUAGAUGAUGUAAGUGAAUUUUUUUCAUCUUUAUUUAUUUAUUUUUUAUGUCAUUAA
Messenger RNA from Helobdella robusta, 381 nucleotides. RefSeq lists its product as hypothetical. Gene Ontology annotation, biological process: translational initiation. The record is from RefSeq and is a predicted model, not a curated record. Gene Ontology annotation, molecular function: RNA binding; translation initiation factor activity. The annotation marks the transcript as partial. The transcript is spliced from 3 exons. NCBI's taxonomy places the organism in Eukaryota, Metazoa, Annelida, Clitellata, Rhynchobdellida, Glossiphoniidae. Gene Ontology annotation, cellular component: cytoplasm.